GUGGUUCUCUACAAUCCGUCCACCUCUAAGAUUCGCAAGACUCCUGCUAAAAGUCUGAGAGAAACGGAAAAAAAAAAAAAAGAAGAAUCAAAAUUAGCAAAGCUAAGUGUUCUAGCUGAAGCGUUGAUGAGGCGAUUGGGAAGAAUAUUGAAGCGAGGUCUGUCUCUUUCGUAUCAACAGAGACGACUAGGUUUAGAAGAACCCAAAAAUGGUGGUUUCAUCUUUACUUCUUCCAAAACGAUAUCGUCUUUAUCCAAUUCAGCUGCUUCUCAACACUCUUCGCUCCUGAAGCCUUUUCCUGUUUCGACUUUACAGUCCGGAAAAUGGAACCAUUUUCAAGGACAGAGAAGGAUGAUGUUUAUACAAACACAGUCAACACCAAAUCCUUCGUCUCUCAUGUUCUAUCCAGGGAAGCCUGUUAUGGAGGUUGGAAGUGCAGAUUUCCCUAAUGCACGUGCAGCUAUGAAUUCUCCAUUGGCAAAAGCGCUUUAUGGGAUUGAUGGUAUUACACGUGUGUUCUUUGGUUCAGAUUUUGUCACAUUAACAAAAUCAGACAAUGCUUCUUGGGAUUUCCUGAAGCCUGAAAUUUUUGCUGCAAUCAUGGACUUUUAUUCUUCUGGGCAGCCGUUGUUUCUAGACUCAGAAACUGCUGCAGCCAAAGACACUGCAAUUCAUGAAGAUGACUCAGAAACUGUUGCAAUGAUCAAGGAACUUCUAGAGACUCGUAUUCGCCCUGCAGUGCAAGAUGAUGGUGGUGACAUUGAAUACUGUGGAUUUGAUCCAGAAACAGGAAUUGUCAAAUUGAAAAUGCAAGGAGCAUGUAGUGGCUGCCCAAGUUCAUCUGUUACAUUGAAAUCUGGCAUAGAAAAUAUGCUGAUGCAUUAUAUACCUGAGGUCAAAGGUGUGGAGCAAGAAUUAGAUGCUGAAGAUGAGGAUGUAGCAUUAACUGGCCAGAUAGAGUAGAUGAGCCUUUUAAUUUUUCUUCCUUGCGUAGCAUACUUUGAUUUAUAGCCAGAUGGAUAAGGUCUCUGAUGUGCCUCCCUGUGCAGGAGCAAAUAAAGGUUGGGGUAAUGAAAUUAUUUAUAAGUACAGGUUAUUUAUGCUGUUCCUGUCAUCAAUUGCAAUGCAUAGGAUUUAGUGCUGUCUGAUUAGUAGCUAUUGUGACAAAAUUGUUUGGCUUUUCUGUAAUCACUUCGUAUCUUUGUGGGCACAUAACAACCAAAAGUUUGACCUGAAACUCAUUGUUUUUUGCAUUAUCCAUAUCAUAUAGAUGAAUAAAGUUAUUUGAUGGAUUGGUUGUUGCAACCAUCUUGCCUUAAA
Molecule: messenger RNA, 1320 nt
Organism: Mangifera indica (mango)
Lineage: Eukaryota; Viridiplantae; Streptophyta; Magnoliopsida; Sapindales; Anacardiaceae
Product: nifU-like protein 4, mitochondrial
Exons: 6
Coding region: 127-963 (278 amino acids)
Biological process (GO): iron-sulfur cluster assembly
Cellular component (GO): mitochondrion
Molecular function (GO): iron-sulfur cluster binding; iron ion binding
Source: RefSeq, a predicted model, not a curated record